AUGAGUGACAUGUCCAGAGAUUUGAGGACUCUGAAACUUAACUAUAUCCUUAUACCUGUUUACAGGGCUAGGUAUAUUUUGCUGUAUGCCAACCACUGUGUUGCCCUCACUCACCUUGCUGGGGGAAACUCUGCUCUUGCUCUGGCGGUCACUGUGGCAUCCAACUUGUUAGGCAUUUUAACUAUUCCAUUUUGGGUAUCAAGAUACAUAGCCGGAGGAGUAGGGGUCUCGUUUCCAACUGACCAACUAUUCAGAAGUCUUAUAGUUACUCUGUUAAUCCCUUUGAUCAUUGGCAAGGUUAUUCGGGAAACAUUCAAAGGUUUCACAAACUUUGUUGACAAUAACCGUAAACUGUUUUCGAGAAUGAACGCAACCUGCCUCAGUUUGGUGCCAUGGAUCCAAGUUAGCAGGUCAAGAUCACUGCUACUAUCCGUUGGAAUGAUUCAUGAUUGAUUCAAUUCUUGUCAACGUACGGCUCCGGAAGAGUAAUGCAUCUUCCACUGAUGUAAAGACAGCUUAUGAAACCAAUGUUGUUUGAAGAUCAUGGAAGAGUUUUGUUUCAGACUUGAGUCCUAUUGUUUUGCAGAUUCAUUUGUAUAAAUUUUCUGAAACGUUGUAAAAUUUAUUUGUAUUGACUAAUCAAAACCGUUUGUGAUUAAAAAUGUUAAUUGUACAAAGCAA
This is a messenger RNA of Brassica rapa (field mustard), 681 nucleotides long. Its product is annotated as probable sodium/metabolite cotransporter BASS4, chloroplastic. NCBI's taxonomy places the organism in Eukaryota, Viridiplantae, Streptophyta, Magnoliopsida, Brassicales, Brassicaceae. Gene Ontology annotation, cellular component: chloroplast envelope. The record is from RefSeq and is a predicted model, not a curated record.